Debaryomyces fabryi is the source of this 390-nucleotide messenger RNA. RefSeq lists its product as uncharacterized. The coding region runs from base 1 to 390 and encodes 129 amino acids. NCBI's taxonomy places the organism in Eukaryota, Fungi, Ascomycota, Pichiomycetes, Serinales, Debaryomycetaceae. The transcript has a single exon. The record is from RefSeq and is a predicted model, not a curated record.
AUGAGUUCAACAAGGAUGUCCACAGACCCUACUGACCCAAACACAUAUUCCAAACGCGAUUUAUUGUUGUUAACACAACUCCUCCACAUGAACGGUCUCAUCGACCCAUCUUCGGUGUCACCAAGCGAGCAGAAACUAGAAUCCGUGUCUCGCGAGUGGUUCGAUCAUGCUAGCACUCAAUUGUCUAUACAACAAGGCCUGCUCAAGCUUGAUGACGCCCCUUCUGUGGAUGAUAUCUGUCAAUUGUACGAAAAGCUUCUCGAUCAAACCCCAGAUUGCAAGAAUACUACCGAUUUAGCCAAUUAUUUCUACUAUAACCGCAUGGACGAAUUACAAUCUAAAAUUGAAGCAGGAAAAAAGAAGGUAUCUGAUAUACUACAAGCACAAUAA